This is a messenger RNA of Moesziomyces antarcticus, 1296 nucleotides long. RefSeq lists its product as uncharacterized. The transcript is spliced from 2 exons. The record is from RefSeq and is a predicted model, not a curated record. Lineage: Eukaryota; Fungi; Basidiomycota; Ustilaginomycetes; Ustilaginales; Ustilaginaceae. The coding region runs from base 1 to 1296 and encodes 431 amino acids.
AUGAACGCGACCAAUGCCCACACCGACAUCAAGCCGCUGGUGCGCAAGCUCCUUGACCGAGACCCGGUGCAUUUCAACGCCGCCGUCAACGCCCACUUUGCUCCGGACGCCACCUACGAGGGUCGCAGCCUCAAGAUCCACGGCGCCAGCCAGCUCAAGCGCACCGCCUUGCUCUUCAACACGCUCGACCUCGGCAGCGCUGCCACGCUCACCGACGACGACAUUCGAUGGGACGCCGCAGGCUCGACCGCCAUCGUCAAGGCGACGCGCAACGUCCGUCCGCUUGCCUUUCCGCUUUUCGAGUUUGCCGUGCCCACCAGGAUCACGCUCACCUUCCUUGCCGACGACGAUGCCAAGGGUGCGCUUCACUGCACGCACUGGCACGACGAGUGGCCGCUCGAGUCGCUCGUCACCCGGCUGCCGCUCCUCGGCAACCUGUACAGCCUGCUCAUUGUGCCCCUCCUCACCGCCGUGUUCGUCUGGGCCAGCAAUGUCGCCUUUUGGCUCCACUCGAAGCGCUCCACGGUCCAGCACCGACAUGUCCACCGAGCCUCACACGCCUACCGCCAGCAGGUCAAGCCGCACCUGCCCCGCAGCCUCGUGCAGGGCUUCCAUGCAGGCGUGAAUGCUGCCGAGAACGUCGGUGAGCGUGCGGCCGGUCUGUUCUCGCGCGUCUCAUACGGCCCGCUCAGGGCAGUCGAGGAGCUUGCACGCACCGUGACCGUGGUGGCCAACCUCGCGCUGCCUGAAAAGCUGCAGCUGCCCUACCCGUCGGUGUUUGCCCGACAUGCCCAGCCGGCCAGCUCCGGCGCGCUUGCAGUCGAAAAGACCGAGGCUUCGAACGACAAGGACGAGGCCAAGAACGAGGCCAAGGACGAGGCCAAGAACGAGGCCAAGGACGAAGCCAAGCCCGAUGCUGCGGCUGCACGCUCGGACAAGGCCCCCGUGCCGCCCUCGCCGCGCAACAAAGUGUCGGGUUCGCCGCACGUCCAAGACUCCGGCGCGGCCGAGCAGGCUGAACAGGCCGAGCAGGCUGAGCAGGCAGACAAGGCCGACGAGGACGCUUCUGCGGGCCACGCCAAGGUGGUGGUGGGCACGGGUGCCGAGGCGCGCGAGAUCGACGUGGUGACGCACGUGGUCACCGAGCACGCGCGCGCCACCGAAUCGGCGCAGCAGUCGCUGUACGACGUGCUCAAGAAGGACAACGAGCUGCCGCACGCCUCGGCCGACAAGGCCAGCGCCGGUGGCAAGAAGAACGGCGGCGGAAAGAAGAAGAAGAACGGCGGUCGAAAGUAG